AUGACUCUUCCACGCUUCCAAACCUUCAUCUCCUUGCCGUCGCUCCUUACGGGGGUUCUGAGCCGUCGCUCUGGCAUGGCUGUCGUCGACAGUCGCACGAUGCGUCAGUUCUCUUUACACGACUCUUACACGCUUCCGAACCUUCAUCUCCUUGCCGUCGCUCCUUACGGGGGUUCUGAGCCGUCGCUCUGGCUGGCUGUCGUCGACAGUCGCACGAUGCGUCAGUUCUCUUUACAUGACUCUUCCACGCUUCCAAACCUUCAUCUCCUUGCCGUCGCUCCUUACGGGGGUUCUGAGCCGUCGCUCUGGCAUGGUUGUGAUAUGUGA
This is a messenger RNA of Suillus subalutaceus, 327 nucleotides long. RefSeq lists its product as uncharacterized. The record is from RefSeq and is a predicted model, not a curated record. Bases 1 to 327 code for a protein of 108 amino acids. NCBI's taxonomy places the organism in Eukaryota, Fungi, Basidiomycota, Agaricomycetes, Boletales, Suillaceae. The transcript is spliced from 3 exons.